AUGACUCAGCUGCUGAGCAAUAUCAAAGGCAUUAUCAAUGCUUUCUACAUGUCCGCAAAGAGGGAUGGCGCCUGCCCCACGCUGAGCAAGGGGGAGCUGAGGCAGCUCAUCCGCCAGGAGUUUGCUGAUGUGACUGUGGUCCCCCAGGGUCUCCAGACCAUAGACAAGAUGCUGCAGCUGCUGGACACUGACCGUGAUGGCAGACUUGACUUCAACGGGUUUCUCGUUCUGAUCUUCCAAGUGGCCAAGGCUUGUGACAGGGAAGUAAGCCAGGGUCAGCGACCCGGCCACGGUGGAAGCUCAGCGUCCCAGGGAGAAGCAAAUUGUGGGGGGCGCACACAGGAGCCUCCGACACCAGAGCGCGACCCAAGCCCGCAUCAGGCUCCAGAGUUACAGAUUUCAGAGCAGGACCGAAGCCCCCAUCAGGCCCCCGAGCCUCAAACACCAGAGCAGGAUUCGAGUCCCCGUCAGGCCCCCGAGCCUCAAACACCAGAGCAGGACCCGAGUCCCCGUCAGGCCCCCGAGCCUCAAAUACCAGAGCAGGAUUCGAAUCCCCAACAGGCCCCAGAGCCCCAGACACUAGAGCGGGACCCAAGUCCCUGUCAGGCCCCAGAGCCAGAGAUACCGGAGCAGGAUCUGAGCCCUCAUCAGGCCCUCGAGCCUCAAACACCAGAGCAGGAUUCGAGUCCCGGUCAGGCUCCAGAGCCCCCAAUACCAGAGCAGGACCCGAGUCCCCAUCAGGCCCCAGAGCCUCAAACACCAGAGCAGGAUUCGAGUCCCCGUCAGGCCCCGGAGCCUCAAACACCAGAGCAGGUUUCGAGUCCCCAUCAGGCCCCAGAGCCCCAGAUACCGGAGCAGGACCUGAGCCCCCAUCAGGCCCUCGAGCCUCAAACACCAGAGCAGGAUUUGAGUCCCGGUCAGGCUCCAGAGCCCCCAAUACCAGAGCAGGACCCGAGUCCCCGUCAGGCCCCGGAGCCCCCAAUACCAGAGCAGGACCCAAGUCCCCAUCAGGCCCCGGAGCCUCAAACACCAGAGCAGGAUUCGAGUCCCCAUCAGGUCUCUGAGUCCCAGACACCAGAGCGGGACCCAAGCCCCUGUCAGGGUCCAGAACCCCAGACACCAGAGCAGGACCUGAGCCCUAGCGAGACACAACUUCCACCGGCACAGCAGCGAAACCCAGGUGCUCGGGACCCAAGAGAACCUGCUGCAGGACAAGCCUCUAAAUCUCCUGAGUGCCUGUACUCCUGGCAUUAUCAGAAGCCACUACCCUUUCCUCACUGGUGGCCACCAAAGAAGUAA
Messenger RNA from Mauremys mutica (yellowpond turtle), 1299 nucleotides. Its product is annotated as pollen-specific leucine-rich repeat extensin-like protein 1. Gene Ontology annotation, molecular function: calcium ion binding; transition metal ion binding. The record is from RefSeq and is a predicted model, not a curated record. NCBI's taxonomy places the organism in Eukaryota, Metazoa, Chordata, Testudines, Geoemydidae. The coding region runs from base 1 to 1299 and encodes 432 amino acids. The transcript is spliced from 2 exons. Gene Ontology annotation, biological process: cellular response to cytokine stimulus; positive regulation of cell cycle G1/S phase transition; regulation of phosphatidylinositol 3-kinase/protein kinase B signal transduction. Gene Ontology annotation, cellular component: cytoplasm.